This is a messenger RNA of Branchiostoma floridae (Florida lancelet), 2295 nucleotides long. Its product is annotated as urea transporter 2-like. Lineage: Eukaryota; Metazoa; Chordata; Leptocardii; Amphioxiformes; Branchiostomatidae. Gene Ontology annotation, cellular component: membrane. Gene Ontology annotation, biological process: urea transmembrane transport. The transcript is spliced from 9 exons. Bases 279 to 1421 code for a protein of 380 amino acids. The record is from RefSeq and is a predicted model, not a curated record. Gene Ontology annotation, molecular function: urea transmembrane transporter activity.
UAAAAGCGCUUCAAAGAAGAUAAAGCAUUUUCGUGCCGCUGUCGCUUGAUUUGAUCCAUUUAUGACCUAAUUACCAUACAGGAAACUCAUAGUGAAGCCGCUAAUCCCAGUAAAAACUGUCAUUCCCUGCUGACCAAAAACAAGACAUUUUGGCGUGUACAAGGAUGAUUUGUUAAGACUACUGCCACUGGAAGAAAUAUUCUCUAUCACGCACAUACGUGCUUUUGGAUAAGCAAGUCAAGUGCAUUCCGAGUUUUGGUGCCGUAACACACGGUUUGAUGGCAGCAGUGGAUGUGGAAGAGAAUAUAAACGUGCCCGCAGAGGAGUCCAGAUGUGUGUUUGCCCGUUACGUCUGUGGCGACAUGAGGCCGCUGAGAGUGUGGCUGGCGGGGAAGCCUGUCCCGGUACGGUUCGUGGACUGGUACGUGAGGGGCGCCACACAGCCACUGUUCCUGAGUAACCCCCUGGGGGGCCUGCUGGUCAUCAGUGGACUGAUGGUGGAGAGUCCAUGGAUGGGACUGUGUGGACUAGUCGGACUGUUCUUCUCCACACUCACAGCAGUCAUCUUCCGCCAGGGUAAAGGUUGUGUAGAGAGUGGAGGUGGCGGGUUUAACGGCCUGCUGACCGGACUCCUGCUGGCCGCCCUGUCCCCGGACCCCGACUGGCACGGGCUGACCGUUGUUCCCGUCAUCGUCAUGGCAAUCAUGAGUACGUUUAUAAACAGUGGCCUGUCGGGAAUCCUGGGGAAAAUGGAGCUGCCUUCUCUCAACCUUGCCUUCAACGUGGCUGUUCUUGUCUACACCACAGCGGCGGGAACUCGAGACAGCUAUCCGCGGCUAUACCUGGUAGAUGAACAGCAGCUGCUACCUAACCAGACAGCUAACCUGACAACUGCAGAUCAGAUAGACUGGAUCAAGGUACUCCAAGCAGUGCCGAUAGGUAUUGGACAGUGCUAUGGGUGUGGUGAGGCGGUCGCUGGAGGUCUCAUAUCCGCUGGUAUCCUGGUGUCGUCACCCAUGGUGUUCUAUCAUUGCGUCAUGGGCGCUGUCAUCGGCAUUGGCACGGCUCUCAUUCUUGGCGUACCCCUACAUUGGGUCUACUCAGGCGCAUGCGCAUACAACUCGGUGUUGGGCACGGCGGCUGUCGGGGGUGUGUUCUACGUGCUGACGAUCCAGAGUCAUCUCCUCUCACUCUUCUGUGGUGUCUUCUGUGCACUACUCUGGGCGGGCAUGACAGACGUCUUUGCCAUGCUGAACCUGCCUGUUCUGGCCUUCCCUUUCUGUCUGGGAACACUGCUGUUCCUGGGCGCCACCUCAGAGAGCAGGGCGCUACAGAAGGUUCCGCUGUCACAUGUGACCUAUCCUGAGGAGCACAGACGUCGCUUCAACAGAAACGCGCUCGUGCCCGCCAACCCUGACUGAGAUACAACCUCUUAGCAAAUAUACCAAAAAGGUUUUGUCACUUGUUUCCAGGAAAAUGUUGACAGAAAAAAAUACUGUAUCUUUAUCCUGCCCUGUUUUGUUUGUCUACCUCCACCUGUCAAAAAUGUUACAGAUUGGAAAUGUGUCAUCUUCUCUCACUAUGUCGUCUCGGAGAUGAGAUUGUGUGUAAUAAUAGUAACCUCGUCUCGCCCAAUGAUGAUCAGUAUAGUAAACUGAAGAUGAGAUAUUUGUAAUCUUGUCCUUGAGGUGGCUGUUAUGUUAUAUUGAAUCAAUCAACUUACUCAGUAUUUCAAUACAAUAUAUGAUUGUACAUGAUGGAGUGCUGACCUAAUAAUGACUUUGAAAGUAUAAUGAACAAUUGCUUACAUAGCUGGCAUUCUGAUACAUCUGAUAUCAUUGUCAUAUUUGUUAUAUAAGUGCAUGUUACACACAAGCUACCUACAAUGGACACUAAAAUCCUGUAUACAUCACUAAUGAUGCCACAUUGUGACACUACACUAGUUACAAAGCUACCUGCAUGCGACACUUGUGACUCAAAUUCAAUACACAUCACAUCACUAAUGGUGAAAUUCUGUGACACCAAAGUAUACUACAUUCGUUUGUAUUUCCAAAGCUCAAGCUUAUGCAAAUCACUCAAAUAGACAGCAACAGCCAAUCAGGGGAUGACAGUGGUUCUUUUAUUGCUAAUUACACAAUUACAAGAUUCACUUUAAGGAAUGUGCUACAUCUUUUUCUUACCCUUCUGCCUAUUCAGAGCACAACUUCAGAUUAGACUUAUCACAAUACACUUGUGUACAUUUGUAAGAUGUUAGAUUCUUACACUGAAGAGCAGAGAAUGUGUACAUGAUUAGUU